Messenger RNA from Penicillium concentricum, 1551 nucleotides. RefSeq names its product putative C2H2 finger domain protein. NCBI's taxonomy places the organism in Eukaryota, Fungi, Ascomycota, Eurotiomycetes, Eurotiales, Aspergillaceae. The coding region runs from base 1 to 1551 and encodes 516 amino acids. The transcript is spliced from 3 exons. The record is from RefSeq and is a predicted model, not a curated record.
AUGGCAGAAGAGCUGGAGGAGGUACCCUGUACCUUCCAGGGCUGUAGACUUAGCUUCAAGUCCAUCAGCGAGAUGCAACACCACAAAGCCAAUGCUGACAGACAUUCCUACUGCAUGAAAUGUGACCUCGACUUCCCGUCUCAGCAGACCCUCCAUCUGCACAAGAUUAUGAGCGAUCGUCACUUCGCUUGCCCCGAGUGUUGUCUUGAGCUCCGCAGCGAGGCUGGUCUGGAAGUUCAUAUGAGAAAUAAUCACCACGAAGGUCGCGAAGUCGCUUGCAUGGGCUGUGGUUGGAAAUACAAGUCCGCCUCUGCAGUCAUCAAACAUAUCGAAGACAAGGAAUGCCCUGUUCUUUCCCUGCCAGAGAGAGCUCGCGAGGGCGGUAACUGUGAUCUUCAUGGCACAGCAAGCGUUCUGACCAUUGGCAGAGAUUCUCCUGGACCACAGUCUCCACCAUCUGAGACCUCCAGCGAGGACCAGGAUACGGAUGGUGGCGUUCUGCUGGACCUCUCUACACCCCGUAUGGAAGGGAAACGCCCUGUUCGCGAUAGCAGUGAGGUAACCAUUUCUCGUGGUGACUGGCCCGAGCUAGGUGCUCCAAUGACCCCAGUCAAAGGAAAAGCAGCAAGUACCACCACUGAAUCCCCCGGAGGUAUCCUCAUCGACGAUCUCCUCGGUUCCUCAAUGCGCCGCGAUAGUCCUUUCCCAUCUCCUCGCGGACCUACUGAGAAGUUGGGUGAGGCAGGACCCUCCGGAUCUAAUCUGGCUGCCCAAGAAGCAGGCCCUUCUGGCUAUGCUCGCCCCAUUCGAUGUCGAGCCACGGCUCAUCGCACGAUUCAAGGCGUUGACCCUGAGAGCUUCUGGAAUGCCGAGAAAGGUCGCUACUACUGCAACUGCGGUUCAUCUUUCCUGUUCGUUGCCACCUUUGAGUAUCAUCUCACGAUGGAAGAUGAGACAAUCAACGAUUGCCCCCGAUGCUUCAAACGAUUCAGGACCCUCGCCGCGCUCGUCGCUCACAUGGAAGCUCGAUACUCCAAGUGUGCUUUCCGUGUGACCACUGGCCAAAUCGAACAGGAACUCAGUGAAGUUACUCGUGGCUUUGCCCAUAUCCCGCGGAUGAUUGGUGAGGAAAUGGAACCGGGCGAAAUCGCCUUCGAUGCGAGUAGCCAGCCUGAGCAUAAUACUCCUGGGUCUUCGGAUGAAGAAGUCGCAUCUUUGAGCGAUGGUGACGUCUCUUCGAAUCCAGUAGCCGUCUCUUCAAAUGGAGAUGACGUGUCUUCAAAUGCAGACGUUGUAUCUUCUAUCGCUGAGGCCAUGUCUUCCAUCGCAGAGGCUUUGGCUUCCAACUCAGAUGUCGUGUCUUCCGGCACAGGGGUCGUGUCUUCCAGUGCAGCUGCUGUAUCUUCCCUUACGGGGAUCGUUUCUUCCAACGGAAAGGCUUUGUCUCCCAUCGCCGCGGCUCUUUCUUCGAGCUUGGAGUCCCUAGUGGAUGAUUUGGAGGGACUUGUCUUUCCCAAUACGCACAACGAAUAUGAAGAGGAAGAACUUUGA